CUUUCCGCGUCCACACACAAUCGACAGAAAAAUUUUCCUUGGAAGAAGGGAAUUUAAUUCCACUGAAUCGUAGGAAGUGUUUCACUGAAGCAACAAACGAUGCGUGCAUUAUGCUUAAAAUGUGAAUGGUGCGUGGAAACAUAUGUCAGUUGUCUUAUUGUCCAGUGAGGUUAUGUUUGUGACAAACAGAAGUAAAUUGUGUACCACACAUUUGAUCCACACAGUCGUACGGACGUUAAAUAUAUUCCAUUCAGGCUUCAAGGCGCUUAAUGGUUUACGUGAUACCUAUUGACAUUCAAAACAUUGCAGCAGAUCGUGUAGUUUUGUGUGUAAUCUCGUUUGUUAUAAUAAAGAAAAAACAGUGUGCCAAGAAUUAUUUAAAAAAAUUACUCAUUAAGAGCCACAAGAAUUAUUUUCUAAACAUAAAGAAAUACACCAAUAUAGUUAUUAAACACAUAAGCAUUUUAAAUAUAAUUGGUGAUUGAAACUAUAAUGGCAUCUCAAAAAGUGACUGGAUAUAAAUUUUUAACUUACAGCAGUAAGUAUUCGGCAAUUCGGCACAUUAAAUUUGAUAUGCAAUCCAUAUUUGACAAGUCACUGAGGUUGGUACAACCAGACACUUUACUGAAGAUGGCCAUUGAAGUAAAAAAUGAUACUUUAAUUGUGAGAGAUACACAUUAUCAGCUAAAUAAGAACUGCCAUCUGAUUGGGUUUGGUAAAGCAGUUUUGGGCAUGGCAUGUGAAGCAGAGAAGAUACUUGGAAAUCAUUUAUGUUCUGGAAUUAUUAGUGUACCAAAAGGUAUACGAGAAAUUAUGAAGAAUCCUACCAUGCAACCUAAACCAGACAGCAUACUAGAAAUCAUAGAAGGAGCAAAGAAUAAUUUACCAGAUCAGAAUGCUGAGGAAGCUGCAAGAAGAAUUAAACAUCUGGUUCAGAAUUUAGGUAGCAAUGAACUUCUAAUAAUCUUACUGUCAGGUGGUGGAUCUGCCCUGUUACCUCUCCCAGUGUCACCAAUCACUCUACAAGAGAAGUGUCAAGUGGUGAAACUUUUGACCGCUGCAGGAGCUAAUAUAAUUGAAUUAAACUGUGUACGGAAAAAACUCUCUGUUCUGAAAGGAGGACGGCUUGCACAAUUAGCUUACCCUGCCCAAGUAGUGGCAUUAAUUCUAUCUGAUAUUGUUGGAGAUCCAAUAGAUUUAAUUGCUAGUGGACCCACAGUUGUAAACAGUGAUGCACCAGACACUGCACUUAAUAUUAUAAGAAAGUAUUCCCUGCUUGACAGAGUGCCAGUUUCCAUACAAAUGUGCCUGAGCACAAUAAACACUAAUAUAUGUCAAAAUGAAACAUUAAGUGAUUCAAGGACGUUUUCUCAUGUUCAGAAUUUACUGAUUGGAUCAAAUUUGACAGCAAUAACAGCAGCAGCAGAAGCAGCUUCAAAUAUGAAUUAUAACACUAUAAUAUUAUCUUCAGGGAUUGAAGGGCUUGUAACAGAUGUAGGAAGAAUGUAUGCCACAUUGGCAACUGUUAUCUGCAAAGCUUUGUGGAACACCUCUACACCCAAGGCAGUAUGUGAGGAAGUACAUGAGGUUUUUCAUUGCAUGAAACAACUGUAUGCUAUCUGUGAUAAUGCAGAGGAAAAGGUUCUGCAUGCUAUGAAACAAAUGAAAAAUAAGAAAGGAAUAUGUUUGAUAGCUGGUGGAGAAACUACAGUCAUUGUUAAAGGUAAUGGUUUAGGAGGAAGGAAUCAAGAACUGGCAAUGGUCUUUGCUAGAAAUAUGAAUGAAAAUUCAAAGUCAUUUCCAUACUUGGAUCAGUUUCAUGCUGUUUUACUGAGUGCAGAUACUGAUGGGAUAGAUGGCCCAACUAAUGCAGCUGGAGCUUUUGGUUAUAAGCAUCAAUUUCAUGCAGCAAUAGAACAAGACCUAAAAUCGGAUGAAUAUGAAAAUAACAAUGAUUCAUAUAACUAUUAUUUAAAACUAAAUGGUGGCGAAGAUUUAAUAAAUGUUGGACAUACAGGAACAAAUGUAAUGGAUAUGCAUAUCUUAGUUAUUGAAUCAAUCGUAAACAGUCGCUAAUGCUUAAUCCUGUAAAAAGCAGUUGAAUUUAAAAUUGUAGUUUUGGUACCAGAAAUACAUUCUCUGUUCAGGUGAAAUUGUAGAUACCUUUCUAAGCAUUAAAUAAAUAUGCUAUAGAGAAAUUAACACUUCUUAAUUAGGAUAUGUUGGCAGCUAGAGCAUAUAAUUUUACUAACACAUGCUCCUCAAGAUGUAUCAAAUUGAAGCACUCCUGGCCCCAGAAUUGUAGCUGAGUGAUGAUCACAGACUUAAGUGAAGUAAUUGUAAACACAACACAUACAUGUUGUACAGUUCUUUACUGUAAUGUUCCAGCUUGGAGUUGAAAUCUGGCUGGCAGGUUUGUAAUACCAAGGUUCAAAUGCCCUAUUCUCAUGUGAGAUAAAGUUUAUAUACUGCACCCAGAACCAAGUUUCAAACUCCAACUAACAUACAGUUACACAGCUGCAAAAAGUAUUUAUGUCUGUACUUUAUGCCUUUGAUAGCAAAUUAAAAAUGCAAUUACUUCCCUCAUUAAACAAACAGUAACUUUCUCAGAAUGACUUACAUUUUUGAAUGUGAACCCUCUAUGUAAAAAGGGGUAAAUACUUUCCAUCUCCACCUAAAAGCCAAUUCCAUCACUGAAAUCAUUCUCAAAAGUGCUUCAGAAAUUUAUGUAUGAGAGAGAAAGUUAUCUUAAAUUCCAACAACUUCCUUGCACGAGAAUAAUUUUGACUUAGAAAUUCAUAGAUGAAAUUUUGUGUUCCUUGCAAUAAUAUUUACACUGGUGGAAUAUUUUAUGACUUUGAUGAAGCAUAUGACUGUGUGAAUAUUGAUGUGUUGGUUUCAAAACUAGAUUUUUAUGCAAUUCAAGGUAAAGCUGGACAGCACAAACAGAAAAUAAAAAGCAGGAACAAGUC
Messenger RNA from Zootermopsis nevadensis, 2972 nucleotides. RefSeq names its product glycerate kinase. NCBI's taxonomy places the organism in Eukaryota, Metazoa, Arthropoda, Insecta, Blattodea, Termopsidae. Gene Ontology annotation, cellular component: cytoplasm. Gene Ontology annotation, biological process: protein phosphorylation. Gene Ontology annotation, molecular function: glycerate kinase activity. The record is from RefSeq and is a predicted model, not a curated record.